AUCGAUUUUCAAUAUGAUAAUAGGAUGCAAAAUCUCCCAUUUCAAUACAAAUCAAAUCUUGAUCCGCAGCCAUGGAUGAAUCCCGAAAGCAUUCAUCACCGUUUUUACUCGUCUAUCUCCUGCUAAUCCGCUCCCUGUUUUCCACUGCAAGCGACACCAUAACCACCUCUGCAAGAAUCAGAGAUGGAGAAACACUCGUUUCAGCAAACGGAGUGUUCGAGCUCGGUUUCUUCAACCUCACCAAUUCCACCAAUCGCUACGUCGGAAUCUGGUACAGCAACAUAACCGUUCCUACUUAUGUGUGGGUCGCAAACAGAGAAUCACCGCUCACAGACAGAAACGGCGUGUUAACGGUAACGGCGCCUGGCGUCCUUGCUAUUCUUAACAGAACUAACGGCACCGUCUGGUCUUCGGCGUUGACGACUCCAUCCCCAAAUCCAAUCGCGCAAUUGCUCGAUUCCGGGAAUCUGAUCGUCAAAGAUGCAGGCGAUGAUGAUAAUGAUAACUUCCUCUGGCAGAGCUUCGAUUACCCCUGCGACACGUUGCUCGCCGGAAUUAGGCUAGGGUGGAACUACGUCACCAACGUGGAAACCUACAUUUCGUCGUGGAAAAGCGACGGCGAUCCCGCGAAAGGCGAGUAUUCGUCGCACGUUGACACCACCGGAUACCCGCAGAUGGUGCUGAAGAAGGGAGAGGCCUUCCAGUACAGGAUCGGGCCGUGGAACGGGCUCCGGUGGAGCGGGGCCCCCGACACGAGCAACGACCCGACCUACUCCGUCUCGCUGCAGAUGACGCGAGACGAGGUGCGUUACACGGAGGGCAGGGUCGGGGACUCUGUUUUGUCGAUAUCGAGGCUGAAUCCCAACGGGGAAGGAGUUCGCUCCACGUGGAACGAUCGGACAAAUUCGUGGACUACUUACACGAACGUGCCGGCUGACAACUGCGACAGCUACGGGCUGUGCGGUCCCCACGGCAGCUGCAAUGCGGGGACGUCCCCAUCGUGCGGAUGCCUCGACAGGUUCGUGGCGAGGGAUCCGGAGAGCUGGGGGCGGACGGACUGGUCGGAUGGGUGCGUCAGGAGGAUUGCGCUGAGCUGUGGUACGGAUAAGUUUUUGAAAUACUCUGCCAUCAAGCUGCCUGAUGCUCGGAACACUACUUACAAUGUGGAGAGGAGGAGCCUUGCGGAGUGCCAAUUGGAUUGCGCGAGGGACUGUUCGUGUGUGGCGUAUACGCAGCUCAAUAUCAGUGGCGACGGGAGCGGAUGCUUGUUCUAUCAUGGCGACUUGAUCGAUAUCAGGGUGAUGGCUUCGGCAGGCCAGGAUCUUUAUAUCAGGAUGGCUGCGGCUGAGCCUGGUGAUGUGGCGAGCACGAGCAGGAGUGGCGGAAAUGGAGGGAGAACAAGAACUAUAGUCAUAGCAAGUACUACGUCGGUAGUGGUGAUGGUUUUUGUGUGCGUAAUCCUCGUUUAUGUUUAUGGCCGGAGGAGAAAGAACGAUCCGAGUAUGAAUGAUGAAGUUGUAGGGCUGUUCAGUGCAACUCAUGCGAAAGAAGGGGAGCUGCCAUUCUUCAGUUUGCCUACAGUUUUGAAAGCUACUGAUAAUUUUUCAAACACGAACAAGCUGGGUGAGGGCGGAUUUGGACCUGUCUACAGGGGCUUGCUCGAAGACGGGCAAGAAAUUGCUGUGAAACGCUUGUCAAAGACGUCGAGCCAAGGAGUGAACGAGCUGAGAAAUGAAGUGAUGCUGAUAGCCAAACUCCAGCAUCGUAAUCUAGUGAGGACUCUUGGAUUUUGUGCUCAAGGAGAGGAGUACAUGUUGAUCUACGAAUACAUGCCUAAUCAUAGCCUCGACUUAAUAUUAUUUGACAAGGAAAAGAGUAGGCUCCUUGGCUGGCAAAAGCGCUUCGAUAUCAUCAACGGAAUCGCUAAAGGGCUACUCUAUCUUCAUCAAGAUUCGAGGCUGAGAAUCAUCCACCGCGACCUCAAAGCUAGCAACAUAUUGCUUGAUGCUGAUAUGAUUCCCAAGAUAUCCGACUUUGGAUUAGCUAGGAGCUUCGGAGGAAACCAAACCGAAGCUCAGACGCGCAGAGUUGUUGGAACAUACGGCUACAUGUCUCCAGAAUACGCUAUAGACGGGUUGUUUUCAGUCAAAUCCGAUGUUUUCAGUUUCGGUGUUCUCGUGCUGGAGAUCGUUAGCGGCAACAGAAACAGAGGAUUCCUCCUUAAAGACCACAAUCUCAAUCUUCUCGGACAUGCGUGGAGGCUUUACAUGGAAGAUAGUUCGAGAAAGCUACUCGAUCCUUGUCUGGAUGAGGCGUUCAACUGGGGACAAGUGGAACGUGCCAUCCACGUGGCGCUUCUGUGCGUGCAGAAUAGCCCAGACGACAGGCCAAGCAUGUCGUCUGUGGUGUUCAUGCUGGGGAAUGAAGUGGCGCUGCCGCAGGCGAAGCAGCCGGGUUUCUUCACGGAGAGAGACAUUUCUAUUGAUCACAACAGCUCUAGCAGCUCUAAUCCCACAGCUACGCAUAAUGAGCUUACAAUCACUUGGACACAAGGUAGAUAGAAAUCAAAAUUGUUGUAUAGUGUGUUGAUUAUAUGUGUAAUUAGAAUAGAGUGAAAGACAGAGAAAGAGAGAGGUGUGUAGAAAUACUGCCAUUUAUUUGAAAUUUUGAUGCUUGAAAUCUUAGCUGGGGUCUUAAGAUAUUCACUCCACAAAA
Salvia hispanica is the source of this 2715-nucleotide messenger RNA. Its product is annotated as G-type lectin S-receptor-like serine/threonine-protein kinase At4g27290. The record is from RefSeq and is a predicted model, not a curated record. Gene Ontology annotation, molecular function: ATP binding; protein serine/threonine kinase activity. Gene Ontology annotation, cellular component: plasma membrane. Gene Ontology annotation, biological process: recognition of pollen; protein phosphorylation. NCBI's taxonomy places the organism in Eukaryota, Viridiplantae, Streptophyta, Magnoliopsida, Lamiales, Lamiaceae.